AGCAACAGCUGCCUCAGAUAUUACCCGCAGCAGAUAUACGGCGAUCUCCUCGCAACACAAAAUGCCAGCGCAGAUAUGGUUUGCAUCUAGGGACUUGAGCAAUUUCUCUCAAAUCUCAAUGUUUGCCGUGUAUCAAAGCGGCGCACAGCACAGUCUAAACGCUGCAACGUUUCUGCGCAGAUAGUAUGUGAUGAGAUACUUGGCCAAAUAAAUCGUUGCAUGAGGACAGAUCAUUAAAAUAAAGCACUUUUCAUACGACUGUAGUAUAGUGUCAACAUCUUUGCUAGUGUAUGUAAUUUUGUUACAUCAUUGGUGUGAAGCAACCUGCGGUAAAUGUUUGUUUUGUUUUUGAAAGCCACAGUGACGCGAAUUUUAAAUAUGUUGCUAAUACUAGUAAUAGUAGCGUCUUGCAACAUUGUGUCUGGCACAACAAUAAAACCAAUUGUAAUGUGGCAUGGAAUGGGUGACAGCUGCUGUAAUCCGAUUAGCUUAGGGAGGAUAAAAUUAAUAAUCGAAGACACGUUUCCAGGUGUCUAUGUGAAGAGUAUCAAAAUUGGUGCCAAUAUAAUUGAGGACACGGAAAACGGAUUCUUUUUAAAUGCAAAUGUGCAAGUUGAAGAAGUGUGCAGUCAGCUUGCAAAUGACAGUAAGCUAGCAGACGGAUACAAUGCGAUAGGUUUUUCCCAAGGAGCGCAGUUUUUGAGAGCUGUUGCUCAACGCUGCCCAUCUCCUCCUAUGAUCAAUCUUGUGUCACUGGGAGGGCAACAUCAAGGAGUAUAUGGUCUUCCAAACUGUGGAUUCCCAGCACAUAAAUGGUGUGAUUACAUAAGGAAAAUAUUGAACGUAGGGGCAUACUGGAGUUGGGUGCAGCGUGAAUUAGUACAGGCAGAAUACUGGCAUGAUCCACUGAACGAAGAAGAGUAUCGCCAGAGAAGUAUCUUCCUGGCUGACAUAAACAAUGAACGGCAACUGAAUGAGACCUACAGAACUAAUUUACUGAAGCUAAAGAACCUUAUCCUGGUGCGCUUUAACAAUGACACAAUUGUGGAACCCCGAGAGACAGAAUGGUUUGGCUUCUAUCGUCCAGGACAGGCCAAAGAAGUGUACCCGUUGAGGGAGAGCCCACUGUACAUUGAGGACCGUAUAGGCCUAAAACAGAUGGAUAAAGAGGGCCGCCUAAAACUGAUUGCAAUUGAUGGUAAUCAUCUGCAGUUUAGUGAAGAAUGGUUUGUUAAUACAAUUCUUCAUGGUUUUCUGGAAUGAUACUUUAUCAUUACUGGGAAAUAUUGCUGAGCAUAGGAUAUAUUUCCUGCAAGUUUCUGAAAAAGUACAGUAGACUAAAAAUAUUUGUUUUUGGUUACCAACAUUGUUUCCAGCAGGAAAAAGUAUAAUUAUUUUUAACUGCCAAUGAGUGCUAGAAUGAUGAAUGUGAGAAAUAGCAGACAAAAAACUCAACACAUAUGCAUAUCAUUUUCUAACAAACUAGUUAACUGUUUGGUAUACUUUAUUUUAAAAACAGGAAUAAUUGUGCAAUCUUGGAUAGCGUGUGUGUGUGUGUGUGUGUGUGUGUGUGUGUGUGUGUGUGUGUGUGUGUGUGUGUUUGUUCUAGUGCUCCAAAGUACCUUAACUUCUUAUUCUCACUUUUCACUUCUGAUAAGCAUAUUGAAUGUUGUCUGUAUUUAUUAUCAUAUUUAACUAUGCCCAAAUACUGUCUGCUUCAAUCCAGAGAAUCACCCUCACUGUUUUUGGGAACACAUCAAUCCCCAUUAUUUAUAAGACUUGUUUUCUGAAUCCUGGACAAUUUUUGUGCGUUAAUCUUGGCAGCUAAAUGCUCACUUUGUAUGCAUCUUAAUUCAGUGUAGACAUUAUGAGGUCUAAUCUCAAGAUUUUUGUAAUCCUCUGUAAUUUUAUUAUUGGCCCUUCUGGAUUCCUUAGUGGCUGUGAUAUAUGUUGUUCUGAUAUCAGAUUUUUUUGUACUUCUGUGUCAAUACUCUUUUUGUAAUUUGGUGAAAAUAAAAAUAAUGUAAUGGCAAAUAUGAAAAA
This is a messenger RNA of Schistocerca gregaria, 2043 nucleotides long. RefSeq names its product palmitoyl-protein thioesterase 1 (gene Ppt1). Gene Ontology annotation, cellular component: lysosome. The transcript has 6 exons. The coding region runs from base 334 to 1263 and encodes 309 amino acids. Lineage: Eukaryota; Metazoa; Arthropoda; Insecta; Orthoptera; Acrididae. Gene Ontology annotation, molecular function: palmitoyl-(protein) hydrolase activity. Gene Ontology annotation, biological process: receptor-mediated endocytosis; protein depalmitoylation. The record is from RefSeq and is a predicted model, not a curated record.